Messenger RNA from Vigna angularis (adzuki bean), 1920 nucleotides. Its product is annotated as protein MAINTENANCE OF MERISTEMS-like. The transcript has 6 exons. The record is from RefSeq and is a predicted model, not a curated record. The coding region runs from base 1 to 1920 and encodes 639 amino acids. Gene Ontology annotation, biological process: meristem maintenance; meristem development. NCBI's taxonomy places the organism in Eukaryota, Viridiplantae, Streptophyta, Magnoliopsida, Fabales, Fabaceae.
AUGUUUUCGGUGCUUUCUGCCGGUGCUUGUCGCGUUUCAACAGUGUUCGCGCCGAAACGGACGUGGGAGAUCCGUUACCCUUCGACGGAUGUCGGACUUCCGUCGACGGAUGUGGGAUAUCCGUUGAAGGAAAUUGCAAGAACACGUGGUGCAUCUUUUAGUUCUCGUGGAGAGAGUUCUCGAGGAGAGAGUUCGUCGCAGGGCGAAGCUCGGAGAAGAUCUACCGUUUCUGCUCGUAGAAGUCGUGCAGCUCCUAUCCAGGAUGACCCCAUAGCUGAGGAGCGAGCCGUUGAGGAACAAACAUAUGAGGCGUAUGAGACUCAUGGUGAAGAGAAUGCAUUUACGGCCCCUAACGACGAUGAUGAUGAGGAGGAGCAUGUGGAUGUUCAUGACAUACAAGAGGAUGUCGGUGGAUUUCCUGGAGGUCCACGUGAUGGUUCAUUGCUGACCCACUAUGUUCAGCAUGUAGCUUAUGCUAUUUCACAAGGCCGGGAUCGAGGGGACACGCUGAAGUUGAUCUCUCAUGGAAAAAAAGUAAAUAAGUUAGGACCAUGCCACGAGGGAAUUCAACACAUUGUGUUGAAUUCCAGUUUGAUGCCUCUUACAGGGAUUUGUUAUGAUUACGUUGAUAAGGGGUUACUCCUCGGAUUCAUAGAGAGGUGGCAUUUUGAGACCAGUAGUUUCCAUCUCCCUAUAGGGGAGAUGUCGAUUACUCUUGACGACGUCUCGACAUUACUUCACCUACCCGUGAUGGGGCAAAUGUGUGAUUUGGAGGAGUUGGAGUUUGAGGAGGCUCGUACAGCCCUUGUGCAACUACUCGGCGUUGAUGGUGGCACAACAGGUUCUGAGAUGGAGGACGCACGUGGUCCGAAAGUCAGACUCAGCUGGCUUAGAGAGAUAUAUGUUCAGAGGUGUGAGUCGCAGCAUUGGGACUAUGCUGCUAGAGCAUAUUUGUUGCAUCUAGUAGGAUGCACAAUUUUUGCAAAUAAGAGUGCCAGUUCUAUACGCGUGUCUUACUUAUUGUUAUUUAGAGACGUACACGCGUGUGGCAGAUAUGCCUGGGGUGUUGCUGCACUCGCCUAUUUGUACGACCAGCUCGGGGAUGCGAGUCUCGCCUCCACGAAGCAGAUGGCUGGAUAUUUGACUCUAUUUCAGAGUUGGAUAUAUGAACAUUUCCCUAGUAUGGGGAGGAGGCGGUUGGUAGCUUCUUAUGAUGACACCACACCACGUGCCAUGAGGUGGCAGAGCCCUAGGCAGAGUUCCACUCUCACAGAGAUUCGAUCACAGUUGGAUGCGCUGACAUACAGUGGAGUUGUAUGGCAUCCGUAUGAGGGGCAUCGGGGCAUUCGGCCAUUCUUCGGCAUCUGUAUGUAUUCUGGAUGGAUUCGGAUUGGUGACACCCUUUGUCGUCAUUUGCCUGAGCGUGUGCUGAGGCAAUUUGGGUUUCAGCAAGACAUUCCACGAUCACCGACUACGGUUCCAGAUGCAGAUGUAGUGGCCAUUGAUCAUAUGUGGUUGCACUUCAGAGCUCACGUUGUGAGUAAUGUCAGACAUGCAGCAUCCCCUUCUGACUGUGUCGAUGGUUACAUUCAAUGGUUCAGGAGGGUUUCGCAUCCUUAUAUUAUUGUUGCUGCAGAUGACGCGCGACUGGCUCUUGCACCUAGACAACGCCCCGAUGUUCCACGGGAGGCACGAUCCCAUCGUAGAUCGUCUCCACCUUCACCAUCUGGCGCCCUGGCUAGAUUUAGGCGAAUGGCGAGAAUGUUACAGUCCUUGAUAUCGUGUCGUCAUGUCACCGAGGGUACUGUUGCACAUCAGGUGUCAGUGGACCUGCUUCAGAUUGCCAAUGAAGGCAUCGACGAAUAUUCCACGACUAGGAGAGAGCAGAGGCAUGACUUUAUAUUUUCUUUGUAUUUGUAA